AUCCUUUACGAAAAGCGAGAACCAAAAGGCGAGACGUUCUCAUGUCGCAAGAUGAAGAAACUGCCUCACGAUUGGUUAAUUCAAGAGGCUGCUUUCACCAGGCAGACAUUUCUUUGAUCAAAGCAGGAGGACAUCACGAUAAUUGUGAAAUGAGCUGCGUCUGUUAAACUGAAGACUGAACUCACCCGCACCGCGUGAAUUACGACUCUUGACAAUUUUUCAGAUGGAAAACAAAAAAAUCAGAGGCAAUCGAAUGGACGAUGAUUUACGCGAGAGGAAGAUUUCAAGAGGUUUGGUGCGACAUGUUUUGACAAGGAACACUGGUGACAGGAUUGCUUUGGGGAGAGUAACAAAACAACUCGACAAAGAAAGGAUAGCAAAGGAAUUGGAUUACCAACAACAGAAACAGAAGCUUCUACUCCAGAAGUUUGAAUCUCAGAUGAAAGAGCGAUCCGCGAAGGAUUCUCAAGAAACAUCAAACGAGCUCGAUGGCACAGCGGGGUUGCGAAAGGCGACUGGAAAACAUGUCAUGUCGCGGUAUAGAAGUUAUUCCGAGCUGGAAAUGUCGAGCUCGCAAUUGCAAAGGUUGAAGUGUUCUGCAGAGAUUCCUGAGGCGCUUGAGAAAAAAGCGAAAACAAACAGGGCACUCAAUUAUUCGCGACUGGCAGUCGAAAAGAGAGCAAACGAAACUAACCGGCCGAGGUUACGCAAAACAGGAGUGAUUAAAGCUCCGGAGCGUUCAGGCCUUGUUGAGGAAGUGAGAAUGAAGCGGACUAAGACGCUAUCAGAUAUUUUACCUCCAGUUAUUCUUCCACCAAUAUUUCAAUCUGGCGCAAGUUCAUUGGAAAAGAGAACUGUUCUGGAGAACCAGCGGACACAAGCAAAAGAAUCUUUUUCCGAGGGUUCUGGCUCUAAUCAGACACCAAUGAUGACUGAGAUAAGAAAGUUGGAGGACCUGGAGGACUGUCGAUAUCUUAGAAAGAGCAAUUUUCGAUAAGCUCAGCUAAGCAUGUAUAACCAUGUGAUGCAGGAGUAAAAGUUUUAUUUUAAACUAAUUCCUUUUGUGUAGACGAAGGAAGUGAAAUUAGUUACUGAAGGGGAAAUUAAAGAAUCAAAGGAAGGGGGGUACGAUUUCAAACUUUACGGACCAUUUAUUUUCUAUCAACUGGGGGGGGGGUGGUCUUAGGAAUUUUUUUGGGAUUACAGAGCUUCAGGGGUGGAUCAGAUAAAUUUCAUGGUGACACAACCAAAAAUUCUCCAACUCACCCUCCCCCCUCCCCCAAGUAAUAUAUCAUGACCGGUCCCGGUCCUGGUCCCGGUUUAUUUUGAAAAUUAUUUCCUUGCGGUCAUUAGGCCUUCACCCUCCAUGUUGUGCAUAUGAUCCGAAGCAUGGAAUAUAUAUUGGAAAAAUAAAGAUUGGGUAAGAUAUAAACAUUUCAAUUUAAUCACUGUUACACCCUUACAUUGACCAGUGAAAUAAACUCGCUAACACUUCUCUCGGAUCUUACGCAUCUUCAGACUUUUAAGAUGCAUUAAGAUGCAAGACUCUAACGGAAACACGUCAAGAUCUCAAAAAGGCAACUACUGCUUGACACAUGAUCACUCGCUAUUUAAAUUAAAUGAAUAUUUUUUGUUCAUCUGAAGGACUUCUGUACUGUUUAAUGCUGCUCAAAUCAAGUAUUGAGUAGCUUAAUGGCACCUAUAUUGAUAGGGUCCUAUAAUUAGAAAUAACUAGCUGUACCUAAUGUGAUUCUUUGCAUUGAGAAGCACGAAUAACACAGUUGGCAUGGCCUUGAAAGUUAAAAAUGCUGAGUUCUGCAUUCUUAAACUAGUCAGACCCGGGUUCAUCCACUUUGUUUCAUCUUUUCUGCGGACCCACGGUUCAACAGGUGUUUUGUAUCUAUUGUACUUCUGGGCGGGCAUAAUGGAUUUUGUUUAUAAUGCUGGUUUUGUUCCUAACUAAUCAUUGUCAAACCACAAAUACAUUAAGCAAUUACAAUCAAGAAAACUACAAUCAAA
Molecule: messenger RNA, 2019 nt
Organism: Pocillopora verrucosa
Lineage: Eukaryota; Metazoa; Cnidaria; Anthozoa; Scleractinia; Pocilloporidae
Source: RefSeq, a predicted model, not a curated record